AUGAAACCCACAGAUACUGCCCUGGCUCGCUCUUAUGGCCUGCCAAAGGUGCAUAAACCAAACGUCCCAUUGCGGCUAAUCGUUGCCAUCAAAGGCAGCCCCACCUAUAAUUUGGCAAAAUGGAUGCAUUCAAAACUAAAAUUCCUCCAAGAAAACUCUGAUGCCUCAGUUCGUUCAGCCUCCGAAUUCCUGACAGACCUCCAUGGCCGAAGGAUUCAAUCGGACGAAAUGAUGGUUUCCUUUGACGUGACAUGA
This is a messenger RNA of Dibothriocephalus latus, 255 nucleotides long. The record is from the annotation of a GenBank genome assembly. Lineage: Eukaryota; Metazoa; Platyhelminthes; Cestoda; Diphyllobothriidea; Diphyllobothriidae.